UAGAGUCGGGACUGCGAGGGAGUAAUCGUUAUAGAGCAGUAAUUAAGUUUAAGAUAUAUAUAUAUAUAUAUAGUUGCGGUAACUUUAAAACAAACAAGAACAACAAAAAACCCCUCAAAUGGAAAUUUUGUGAAAAUGAGGUGUAAAUGCUACGUAACAGGUUUGCUUUAAAUUAAAUAUCAGAGGAAAGUACCCUGGUUGUUGACUUGGCUGCUCUGAAUGAUGAUGAGUUAUUUGCAGAACAUAUUUCUACUCGUGUUUGGAGUUCUCCUCCUCGGUUCCAAGGUUCGAGCAGAAGAGACACCUCCCCGCAUUGUCCACCACCCCUCUGAUGUGGUGGUGAAAGUUGGCAAUCCCGCCACCCUCUCCUGUCGCGCUGACGGAAGCCCGAAGCCAACUAUUGAGUGGCUGCGCAACAAUCAGCCGCUAGAGACCGCAAAUAGAGAGCUGCAGCCGAUGAUCCUUUCAGACGGGAGCCUCUUCUUCCUGAGCGUGGAAGGGGGAAGGCAGAGGCAGUCGCAUGAGGGCGUCUAUACCUGUGUGGCUAGGAACAGUGCGGGGAAGGACACCAGCCGUAAUGCAUCGCUGUUUAUCGCAGUGUUGCAGGAGGAGUUCAGUGUGCAGCCCACUGAUGUGGAAGUGGCAGAGGGGGAAGUGGCUGUUUUAAGCUGCAGCCCCCCAGUGGGACAUCCGGAACCUAAUGUUGUCUGGAAGAAGGAUGGGCUGCCCAUCAGCAGUGCUGAUCAUCAUUACACUGAGCUGAAUGGGAAGCUUAUCAUCGCUCCUGCAGAGAAAAAUCACUCUGGUGUUUACGUGUGUGUAGCCAUCAACACUGUGGGGGAGAGGGAGAGCAGGGCAGCUCGACUCUCUGUGCUGGCCAAGCCCGUACUGGUGCUGAAGCCAGAAAACGUAUCAGUAAGAGCGGGAGAGUCUGCCCAGUUUUACUGCCAAGCUAAAGGUGACCCUCCACCUGCUGUAGUCUGGAGCAGAGAGCAGGGACCACUGCCCAAUGGCAGGUACAUCGUAAACCCGGACCAGACUCUCCAGAUCCAUUAUGUGACAGCCCUUGAUGCUGGGAAGUACACCUGCACUGCUCUCAAUGAUGUGGGCGUGGUCACUGCCAGCGCACAGCUACUAGUUGAAGAGGCUGCCAACACUAAGCAGAAAGACCUCCACAAAGAGCUGUCAUCCCUGCGUGUGAUUCUGGAGAACGUCACCAUUAAGGCCCCUGGUUCUAACAUGUCCUUCGUACAGUGGAAGCUCCAGUCCCUCCCAGCACAGCCGCAUUACCUUGAUGGCUUUGAGGUUCUGUAUCGCUCUCUGCUCACUGCCAGCUCAGACUGGGCAGCAGAGAAGGUGACAUUCCCCAGCUUCCAGGCUCAGGUUGGCCCCCUAAAGAGAGGCUACAAGUAUGAUUUCAAAGUUCGGCCUUAUGGCAGCGGCUUAUAUGGGAGGGAGAGCAACACCCGGCACCUGACAGUUCCUGAGACAGUGCCCAGUGCCUCUCCUCGGGCUGUGUCAGUAACAGUCAAUCAUGAGCAGAAUAACACCAUCCAUCUGAGCUGGGAGCCUCCUCCUCCUGUAACCCACAAUGGGAUCUUACAGGGAUACCAGGUGUGGUGUGUGGAGCCCGAAGAGCAGCAGUACCAAAACUGGACGGUGGAUAGUAGCCAACUGAGCCUUCAUAUCUCUAGCCUCAAACAAGGGGUACAAUACUGGGUCACCAUAGCGGCAGUCAAUGGGGCUGGAGUAGGAAUGCUGAGUGACCCUCAUGGAUUUGUCAUCAACUCACAGUUAGGUGGACUACCUGAGUCAGAUAGCCAGAGGCGGCGUUUGUCUCCGGUCCUGGCCUUUCUUCAAGACCCCGUGUUGAUCGGCAGCAUCGGAGCCGUCUUGUGGUGUGUUCUGAUGGUUGCAGCAAUCUGUCUCUUCAGACACCACAGCAGGACCGGUCAGCUGAUACCAAGACCUGGCAAGGCUAAAGGUUUGCGAAGACUAGCCGGUGAAGAUCUCAUUAUAAAACACAGGAUGGCAGCUCCAGAUUCACCGUGGAUCCCCGGAGGCUGGAGACCUUCUUUGAGUGAGAAGUACCAUGACCUAUGGGCCCAAGGUCAGCAUCACCCAGGAAUCCGAAGCACCAGCCUCCCAGUCUCAUCCAAGAAGGACAGCAGCUGCCUGGAGUCGACUGUUCCCAUUGUGACCGAUAGCUGCGGUGUCUACGGCACCUUUUAUGUGGACCUCAUGGGCAGUGGUCUUAAGACCUUCAACAGUCCGGGACGUGUCACUAAAAUGUCUCAUGGUUUGCCCCACAAAGAAGGAGCCGAAACUAUCCAGAUAUUUACUCACCCUGCCAGCAAGCCCUCACCCAUCAUUAGCAGGGAGGCUCUGCCAUGGAAACAGGCCAUACGACCCCAGCCCAAGAUGGGUGUGCUAAGGGAAUCAUGGGAAAAGAACCACAGCAAGCAGGAGCUGCAUGCAGUGAGCAGUGUCCCUAUACUUUCAACAAGAACCCAGGGACAUAGUCGCAUACCAGCUCUCCAGCACGGUGGACAUCCAGACUGCGGUAAACCUGUGGGUUGUCCUCGUCUGCUGCAUUACUCAGCAUCACUACAUCUUAUGGACAUGCUGCUGCCCCCUCCCCCAGUACACACCGAGGACGCCACUGACACGCAAAGCCUCACCUCAGAUGGAGGCUCUAGUCGUUCCACAAAGCUAACAAUGGACAUGGGCUCUCUUCAGUCAGUGUGUCCUGCAUCAGGCCCCCAUGGACAACUGGGACCCAGCAACAAGAACAGCUGCCCAUCCUACAGCCACCUGUCCACUGCAUUAUCUUCUGUGUCACAGAGUAAUGAACAGGGCAGCACGCUGACAGCACAGGAAGCUGCCGAGUACCUGGAGCUCACUCCUAAACCAGAGAGAUGCAGUGCCCUGCCAGAGCAGCGUCCUUCCCUGUCCCAUCAUUUUGCCUCGACGCUGAAUUACAUCUGCCGGCCAACUCGCUCUGCUCAGGUGCAAGACACCUUCACCGAGCCCGAACCUCCAUUAAAUAGUUUCCGUCGUGCCUGCCGUCAGAGCUCGCCUUCCUCCUGCUACAGUGAAUGGGACAGUUCACUGUGGAACACGAUCAGCUCAGUCAUGGACAGCAACCUGUCCAGUGCCCGCACCAGCCUCAUCAGCUCCGUGGACAGCUGCUACACUAAUGACAGUGCCAACUUUGCUCAUCUCCUGGCCAUGGCAGCGGAGAGCAUGAGCGGAGCCUCUUUGUCAGAUUUCUCUCCGCCUGCCUCCCCUCUCAGCGCCUUGUACCCAUCUUUCCAUGCGGAAGGCGACUCAUUCGGCGAACUGGAGCCUGUUUCUGCGUGGGAUUGGAGCAUGGCCUGGAUGGAGGAAAUGGAGGCCCAGUACGCAGAACACUAUCCUGGCAGAAACACCAGACCCUUCAACAGUUAGGGACUCUGCUACGAUGGUGACUGCAGAUACACCUCCCAAGACCAAGGGACAGACACUGAUCCAUUCACGUUCUCGGAAGUGUUGGUAACACUUACGCGGUUGUGUUUAUUCAGGUUUUUAUUUUUGUUUCUGUCCUAUCUGGUUUCAUAUAGCUCAUAUAUGUACGGGACACCUUCGCAGGCAGAUGAGUACCUCUCCUUUUUUAAACACUUCUCCCCCAUUAUCUCAGGGUAGCAUCCUUGAAAUGACUUCCACGGAGUCAAAGAAGUUCUCUUUUUUCCUUCUCUACAUCCUUUCCUCUCAUUAGAGAAACAAUAAUGAGAUACUUCCCUCAGGAUAUUCUCACCCAGUGUGUUUUGAAAAGGCCAGAGAGAUGCAAAGGCAGGAUGCUAGACAGUCAGAAAGCAGUCAUUAGGCAGAAAUCCUGUGCUAGAGGUUCCCUCUUAGCACAUGUCUGUAUUUUUUGCAGGAUAUUUUAUUUGGUGCUGAAGUCGUAUGAGACAGAGGAUUUCACUCACUGAUCAAACAUGUGUACAUAUAUAUAUAAAUGCAGCAUAUUAAGCAAAUGUUAUUUAAAGAAAUCCAAGACACUGCAUGUCCUGAGUUUAUUGUUGUUUUUAUAAGCCCUGUUUGCAAUAAGCUAUAGGUCAUAGAUACAGAACUAGGAAAAAAAGUUAAAGUAAUUAAUCGAGUUAACUUUUUAUCACCAAAUACCUGGAACUUUAGUAAGAUUUGAAGUAUUUGAAAUGAAAAUGCUGCGUGCAUAGUUUAUUCUUUUAUAUAUGCAGGUAUUUCACUAAUUCUAGCAGAAAUGCACUUGUAUUUUGAGCUUUAUUUUGUUCACAUUACAUUGCAGAUGGUUUUAUAGUUUGGAAUAAAAUAAUUUUAUUGAUGGAAAGCCACAAGAAUAAGUUGUGAAAUAAAAUCAUUUUUC
This is a messenger RNA of Oreochromis aureus, 4384 nucleotides long. It is a transcript of the gene robo4, whose product is annotated as roundabout, axon guidance receptor, homolog 4 (Drosophila). The transcript is spliced from 19 exons. Bases 220 to 3450 code for a protein of 1076 amino acids. Gene Ontology annotation, cellular component: plasma membrane; axon. Gene Ontology annotation, biological process: axon guidance; cell-cell adhesion. The record is from RefSeq and is a predicted model, not a curated record. NCBI's taxonomy places the organism in Eukaryota, Metazoa, Chordata, Actinopteri, Cichliformes, Cichlidae. Gene Ontology annotation, molecular function: protein binding.